Papaver somniferum (opium poppy) is the source of this 3597-nucleotide messenger RNA. RefSeq names its product MDIS1-interacting receptor like kinase 2-like. The coding region runs from base 99 to 3452 and encodes 1117 amino acids. NCBI's taxonomy places the organism in Eukaryota, Viridiplantae, Streptophyta, Magnoliopsida, Ranunculales, Papaveraceae. Gene Ontology annotation, biological process: hormone-mediated signaling pathway; protein phosphorylation. The record is from RefSeq and is a predicted model, not a curated record. The transcript is spliced from 2 exons. Gene Ontology annotation, molecular function: protein binding; protein kinase activity; ATP binding. Gene Ontology annotation, cellular component: plasma membrane.
UCAAAGACUUUUGUAACGCACUAUGGUUAAAGGAUUGAAGCACUAAAAAGAAAAAGACCUCGGAAUAUCAUGUCCAAAACUCAAAUUCAUUUCUGAAAAUGUUAUUAGUAGUAAAAUUUGCUAGUUCUGCUUCAUUAAUGGUGGUACUACUGCUGCUUUUUUUUUACAUAGUUGAUGUUGUUUCGUUUAAUUCAUCUUCUUCGUUAACUGGCAAGAAACAGUUACCAAUAGCCGUAGUAGAAGAAGUAGAAUCUCUCUUGAGAUGGAAAUCUACUCUUAACAUAUCUCACUCUUUUCUCAGUUCCUGGAAGAUGAACUCUACUGCGAGCACAACGAGUCCAUGCAAGUGGUACGGAAUCACUUGUAACAGCCAGGGAAACGUCGCGGAAUUGAAACUAAAAGGUCUGGGCUUACAAGGUACACUCGGUAGUUUUAAUUUUUCUUCUUUCGCCAACUUAUUUAGUAUCAACUUGCGCAACAACACACUUUCCGGAUGCAUCCCUUUUCAGAUAGUCCACCUUUCGGAACUGGCUUAUCUUGAUCUUUCUUACAAUAAUUUUUCUGGAUAUAUUCCCCCGGAAAUAGGCUCCGUUACAAGUUUGCGUGGGUUAAAUAUUGGUUAUAAUCAAAUUAUCGGUUCAGUCCCUACUUCUUUGUAUAAUUUGAGUAACCUAACCGAUCUACUCUUGUACGAAAAUCAGUUUACGGGCAUGAUUCCUCACGAAAUCGGAAGGCUAACAUCUCUUAUUCAUCUUGAAUGGGAUUCAAACAAACUCAUUGGUCCAAUUCCAACUUCUUUGUGCAAUCUGACUAGCUUAGAAACUUUAUACCUUACAAACAAUCAACUUUCCGGUAACAUUCCUGGCUGUAUCGGAAGGCUAAGGUCUCUUACUGACUUCCAACUGACUGACAACCAUUUUACUGGUCCAAUCCCUACUUCAAUAUGCAGUUUGAGCAACCUAAACACUUUAUCCCUUAACAACAAUCAAUUUUCCGGUACCAUUCCUCCAGAUAUAGGAAGGCUAACGUCUCUUACCGAGUUUGAAUUGGCAACCAACAACUUCACCAGUUCAUUACCUGCUUCUUUAUGUAAUCUGACCAACCUCAACAGUCUAUACCUUUUUGAAAACAAGUUUUCUGGCACCAUUCCGCAGGAACUCGGAAAUCUAAGGUCCCUGGAGAACAUUGCAUUGUACACUAACAAUCUCGUUGGUCCCAUCCCUAUUUCAAUAUGCAAUCUGAGCAACCUAAACAUUCUAUACCUUAAUGAUAAUCAACUCUCCGGCACCAUCCCACAAGAAAUCGGAAGGAUAAAGUCUCUUACGGAACUUAUACUGUCUACAAACAAUCUCACUGGCCAUAUCCCAAAUACUUUAUGCAAACUGAGCAACUUAAACUCACUUUCCCUUAUUGAAAAUAAACUUUCAGGUCCAAUUCCUCGAGAAGUCGGAAGGAUGAGUUCUCUUACUAUCUUAGAAUUGUCCACAAACUAUCUCACCGGUCGAAUUCCUACUUCUCUAUGCAAAUUGUCUGACUUAACAGCUCUACGUAUUUAUGAAAAUCAACUUUCUGGUACCAUUCCUGACGAGAUUGGAAACAUGAGGUCUCUAUCUGAUCUUGAGUUGGCCAAGAACUAUCUAGUUGGUCCAAUCCCAACUUCUAUAUGUAAUCUGAGCAACUUAACCAUUUUAUAUCUCUUUCAAAAUCAACUCUCUGGUGUCAUUCCUCAAGAAAUCGGAAGCCUAACGUCUCUUGCAGACUUUGCAAUACAGAAAAACAAUCUCGUCGGUCCAAUUCCUACUUCUUUAUGUCAAUCUACAUUUGGAGCGUUACCUUCCUUGCAAUAUCUCGACUUGUCAGAUAACAAGCUCACCGGACAGAUACCCAGACAACUCGGAGAAUGCUCAAAUGUGAUUUCUUUGAAUUUGAGAAGAAAUGGUUUCAAUGGACACAUUCCAUCUCAGAUUGGAAACUUGGAUUCAUUACAGUAUAAAUUGGAUCUCAGUCAAAAUGAGCUUGCAGGGCAGAUACCAUCGGAUCUCGGAAAAUUAAACAAGUUGGUACAACUAAAUCUAUCUCACAACAAGCUCUCGGGUUCAGUUCCUAACUCUUUUAGUGAAAUGCUUAGCUUGACCGCUGUUGAUAUUUCGUAUAAUGAAUUGAGCGGUCCUAUUCCAAACAUCAAGGCAUUUACGGAUGCUUCAUUUGAUGUUUUGAGAAGCAAUCGAGGUUUAUGUGGUAAUCACUCUGGCGGUCUGAGACCAUGUAAUUCCUCGGUUACGAAUGCAAGACAGGAGACCAACUCUGACAAACUUGCGGGCGUGAAAAUUCUAGUUCCAUUGUUCGGUUUAUUGUUCAUUUUCUUUGUAGUUCUUGCCGUUCUUUUUCGCUUCCGAAAAAGAUUAGGUAGAAAUGUCGAACAACAAGAUGAAUCUAAAGCUACGAAUACUGGGAGAAAUUUAUUCGCGGUAUGGAAUUUUGAUGGGAAACUAGUGUUUGAAGAUAUACUUGAUGCAACAGAGAAUUUUGAUACCAAAUAUUGCAUCGGAACGGGAGGGUAUGGGAGUGUUUACAAGGCAGAGUUAUCGACAGGUCAGGUUGUUGCUGUGAAGAAACUUCACUCGUCAGAGGAAGACUCUGAAAUAGUCUCUCUCAAGGCAUUUGAAAGCGAAGUGCACGCCUUGACGGAAACUCGACACCGGAACAUCGUGAAACUGUUUGGUUACUGUUGUAAUCUAGAGCGAGGAAUCUCAUUCUUGGUGUACGAGUUUAUAGAAAGGGGAAGCUUGAAAAUUGUUUUAUCUGACGGAGAACGAGCAGCAGAGUUUGAUUGGGCAAAGAGGAUAAAAUUCAUCAAGGGAAUGGCUGAUGCACUUGCUUACAUGCACCAUGACUGCACACCAGCCAUAGUUCACAGGGACAUAUCCAGCAACAAUGUUUUAUUAGAUUCAUAUUACGACGCUCGUGUGUCCGAUUUCGGUACUGCGAGGAUUUUGAAGCCAGAUUCAUCCAAUUGGACUUCACUUGCUGGAACAUAUGGAUAUGUCGCUCCAGAGCUUGCCUAUACGAUGAAAGUGACGGAGAAGUGCGAUGUUUAUAGCUUUGGUGUGGUCAUGUUAGAAGUACUAAUGAGGAGGCAUCCAUCCGAUGUCAUUGCAUUACACCCUCCUGCCCACCUACUGUCGUCUUCGGCUUCUAGUAUUGUGAGACAAGAUUUAAGGUUGAAAGACAUUUUGGACAAGUGCAUUGAAGCACCAGGCGAUUUGGUGAAAAAGAAAAUAAUGUAUUUUGUGCAGGUUGGAUUUUCAUGCUUACGUAGUGAUCCUCGUACUCGGCCAACUAUGCGAGAAGUAUCGGCACAACUAUCAUGGUCAGCUCAGAGUAUGCGGUCUUUUGGGAAGCCCUAUGAAACUAUUACAUUGGGUGAACUACUGAUAGAUUCACUAGGAUGAUGUGUAAUAACCAAGCUACUUCAUGCCAAUUUCGGCCGUAUUUUCACAUAUUUUCAGAUAUUUAUUCUAGGAAAUACAGUUAUAUAUAUACACUGCAAAUAUAUAAAGUUCACAUUAAAAGAAAGACAAAAAUAUUUUAAUUUUU